AUGGCAGCCGCAACGAGCAACAAACGCCAACGCAUCGACCCACCCAUGCAAUAUCAAAAUCACCUCCCCUUCGGCCACACCCACACAAUCUCCCAACCUCCCAGCUUCUCCAACCUCGCUCUCGUCCCCUACCCCCAAAGAACACCCGCAGAAACCCUGUCAAUCAUCACCAUGGUCACAAAACUUGACGAAACCUCGCUAAGAAACCUACUCAUUCAAUCCGCAAUCAGCCACGAUCACAUCUACACAUCUCAUUCCAACACGACCCAAGCGCUAGAUUUCGUCGCUAGAAAACUCGCAAAAGAAAAUGCCACAGUGCAAGAGUUUGAGAAGAAUGUCGAUCAAGUACAUCAUGUAAUCAAUGUGAAAUGGGAAAAACUGUCGGAUGCAAAACAAUACAAUAAAGCAUGGGAUGCCACCGAGCUUGUAAACAAGGAAAUCGCGAAGAUCGUGAAUGCGAUCAAAGAGCAGAGUCAUCAAGAGUCAAGAGUCAAUGCCAUUGUUGCGUUGUGUGAGAUUGGUGGUAUUGUAGCUGUAGGGGGUGAUAGACUUGGCGCAGAGGUUCGGAAACAUGUUGGCUGUAAUGAUCAGUUGGUGGAAUCCUUUUGGUCUGUUCUUGCUACUAUGUCGCAGGAGGAGGUAAGGAAGGUGGCGAUGUCGGAGGAGGACUUUUCCAUCAUGGAGGCGUUUGAUAAGGAGAGAAAGGGGUAUUGUGUUUUUGAUGGGUUCGAUGAGAUAAUUGAACACUUCAAGAAUUCGGCUGCGUGCAAAGACGGUCACGAUGAGGACGGAGAAGAAGAUGAUGAAUAUGGCGAUGUUGAUGAACAGGCUCUUAUCAAUACUUCGGAUGCUAUAGAGGGUUCGGCUUCUCAGCCUAUCGCUGUAUGGUUCAUACAUAUGUUAUAUAUCACGACCACAUCAUGACCACGAUCCAUGACACGCCUGGCAUCGGGUAGUAGUCAAGCAUAAAGAAUGUCCGCAUCCGCCCCC
This is a messenger RNA of Aureobasidium subglaciale EXF-2481, 990 nucleotides long. RefSeq lists its product as uncharacterized. The coding region runs from base 1 to 924 and encodes 307 amino acids. The transcript is spliced from 2 exons. NCBI's taxonomy places the organism in Eukaryota, Fungi, Ascomycota, Dothideomycetes, Dothideales, Saccotheciaceae. The record is from RefSeq and is a predicted model, not a curated record.